Messenger RNA from Cheilinus undulatus (humphead wrasse), 8480 nucleotides. RefSeq names its product receptor-type tyrosine-protein phosphatase mu-like. Gene Ontology annotation, biological process: protein dephosphorylation. The transcript has 38 exons. The record is from RefSeq and is a predicted model, not a curated record. Gene Ontology annotation, molecular function: protein binding; protein tyrosine phosphatase activity. Lineage: Eukaryota; Metazoa; Chordata; Actinopteri; Labriformes; Labridae. Gene Ontology annotation, cellular component: membrane. The coding region runs from base 204 to 4691 and encodes 1495 amino acids.
CGGAGCAAAAGAAAGCAGACACAAACCGAGAGUCACACCGAGUGUGUGUGAGUGCGCGUGAGUGUGGCCGACGGCGGGAAAACAGGGAGAGUAGAAGAAGAAGAAGAAAAAGAAGGAGCAGAGGAACGAGGAGGAGGAGGAGAAGUGAGUCGGACUUCUCCGUUAGUUUCCCUCUCGCGCUCCGGAGGGUCUCGGUGUGAAACAUGGAGCGAACGGGAACUUUGCUGCUCGCGCUCUUACUGGGAACACUGGGACUAACGGGACUAACGGGCGCGCGGGCGGACACCUUCAAAGCCUGCCUGUCCGGACAGACGCCAGACUGCACUCUGGUCCAGUCUAAAGAGGACGACUUUGACUGGGAGCAAGGAGACACCCGAGACCGCCCGGCCAACAACCCCUGGAUCCCUGCAGGCUCGUCCUUCCUGUUUGUGAACACGUCUGGCCGUUACACCGGUGAGCGUGCUCAGAUGAUGCUGCCUCCGCUCAGAGAAAACGAUACGCACUGCCUCAACUUCAUGUUCUACAGGGCGGGGGGGCGGGAGGGGGCGGCUCCCGCCACGCUCAACGUCUACAUCAGAGAGAACAACAGUCCUCUGGGAGUUCCGGUCUUCAACUCCUCAGGCCCCGCCUACCACAUCUGGAAAGGGGUGGAGCUUGCUGUAUCUACCUUCUGGCCAAACCACUACCAGGUGGUGUUCGAGGCAGUCAGCAACGGUCAGAGAGGAAUCCUGGCCAUCAAGGACAUCACUCUGCAGGGACACCAGUGCUUGAGCACGCCUCACUUCCUGCACAUCAAAGGCGUGGAGGUGAACGCCGGGCAGACGGCGACAUUUCACUGCACCGUCAACGGACGACCACAGAGCAACCUGCUUCUCUACCUGCAGGGCAUGGGCGGUCGUCAGGCUGUCGUCAGGGAAACCAAACCGGUGAACACGCGGCGUUACGUGGCGAGCUUCGAUGUUGAGAACACGACCAAGGGCGACUCUGGAAGAUAUCGCUGCAUCGCCCAAUCAGAGCGUGGAGUAGGCGUGUCCGCUUAUGCUGACCUCACAGUGAAACAGCCCCCCGUACCCAUCGCCCCCCCUCAGCUGACAGCUGUUGGCGCCACCUACCUGUGGAUCCAGCUCAACGCCAACUCCAUCAACGGAGACGGGCCGAUCACCGAGAGAGAGGUGGAGUAUCGGACGAUGUCGGGCAUGUUGAUUGACACCACACCUGUGGAUAAGCCCACCCACAAGAUUGGGCACCUUGACCCCGACACAGAGUACGAGAUCAGCGUUCUGCUGACCAGACCCCUGGACGGGGGCACGGGGAGUCCAGGACCACCUCUGAGAGCCAGGACCAAGUGUGCAGAUCCGAUGCACGGCCCCCGGCGUCUGGAGGUUGUCGACAUUCAGUCCAAACAGGUGACCAUUCGCUGGGAGCCGUUUGGGUACAAUGUGACCCGCUGUCACAGCUACAACCUGACUGUGCAGUACCACUACCGACCAGCAGGGGCCCCCAGCAGGGAGCCAGUGAAGGCAGAACAACGGGAGGAGGUCGUGUACGACACCCUGAGCUCCGUGCCACAGCACACCGUACGUAACCUUCCGCCAUUCACCAAUGUCAGCCUGAGACUGGCCCUGAGUAACCCCGAGGGACGCAAGGAGAGCGAGGAGCUGCUGGUGCUGACGGAUGAGGACGUCCCUGGGGCUGUUCCGGUAGAUUCCAUCGUGGGCAGCAGCUACGAGCAGCAGAUCAGUCUUAGCUGGAGAGAACCACUGCAGACGUACGGCCUCAUCCGGCAGUACGAGAUCUCCUACAAAGCCCUCAGCUCCUUCGACACAGAGUUCGACCUGUCCAAUCAGAGUGGGAAGGUGGUCAAACCGGCCAAUGAGACAAGCCAUGUCUUCAGUGGCCUCUACCCAGGCUCCACCUACUCCUUCACAAUAAGAGCCUCGACCGUGAAGGGCUUUGGACCGCCAGUGAUCACCCAGUUCACCACCAAGAUCUCAGCUCCUCUGAUGCCGGCGUACGAUCAGGAGUCUCCGCUCAAUCAGACUGACUCCACCGUCACCGUCCUGCUGAAACCGGCGCAGAGCCGCGGAGCGCCCGUCAGUAAGUACCAGGUGGUGGUGGAAGAAGAGCGCCCCCGCAGGCAGAAGAGGGACACUGCAGAGAUCCUGCGCUGUUAUCCGGUGCCCAUUCACUUCCAGAACGCCUCCCUGCUCAGAUCACAGUACUACUUCGGCGCAGAGCUGCCGAUGAGCGAGCUGAGAGCGCCAACGCCGUUCUGCGUGGGUGAUAACAGGACAUAUAAUGGCUACUGGAACGCUCCUCUGCUGCCUCAUAAGAGUUAUGGCAUUUACUACCAGGCCGUCAGCACGGCCAAUGGGGAGACGAAGAUCGACUGCGUGCGUGUGGCCACUAAAGCUGCUAUAAUCGUCACUCAGCUCACCACGCCGUACAUUCGUAUCGCGCCUGCAGCCGGUGACAAACAGCUAACAGGAGCUGCGACCAGAAAACCUGAACCAGAACAGGAGAAACAGUCUGACCACACAGUGAAGAUCGCCGGAUCCAUUGCUGGCGUCCUGCUCUUCAUCAUCAUCUUCCUCGGCAUCAUUCUGCUGAUGAAGAAACGGAAGUUGGCGAAGAAAAGGAAGGAAACUCUAAGCUCCAGACAGGAAAUGACUCUGAUGGUCAACAACUCCCAACACACAACAGUGGUGGACACGCACACGCACACGCUUAAUGGACGCACUGUGUCGUCUCCGUCCUCGUUCACCCUGAAGUCAAACACCAUCAGCACCACGGUCCCUAACUCCUACUACCCAGAUCCCUUCGUGCCGACGGCCAUUCUUGUGCCCAUUAAUGCAGACGACAGCCAUACUAUGACCAGCGAGACCAGCAGCCUGGUCCAGUCCCACUACAAGCAGCGCGAGUCGGAGCGAGAGGGGCUGACCUACCAGACGGGUCAGCUGCACCCCGCCAUCCGAGUGGCCGACCUGCUGCAGCACAUCACCCAGAUGAAGUGUGCCGAGGGCUACGGCUUCAAAGAGGAGUACGAGAGUUUUUUCGAGGGACAGUCGGCUCCAUGGGAUUCAGCCAAGAAGGACGAGAACCGCAUGAAGAAUCGCUACGGAAACAUCAUUGCCUACGAUCACUCCCGUGUGCGUCUGCAGCCUCAGGAUGGAGAGAGCGGCUCUGACUACAUCAACGCCAACUAUGUGGACGGUUACCACCGACCAAACCACUACAUCGCCACCCAAGGUCCCAUGCAGGAGACGGUUUAUGAUUUCUGGCGGAUGGUUUGGCAGGAGAACACCGCCGCCAUCGUCAUGGUUACCAACCUGGUGGAGGUGGGGCGGGUGAAGUGCUGUAAGUACUGGCCCGAUGACACGGAGAUCUACGGAGACAUGAAGGUGACGCUGAUCGAGACUCAGCUGCUGUCAGAGUACGUGAUCCGGACCUUCGCCGUAGAGAAGAGGGGCGUGGCCGAGAUCAGAGAGAUCCGACAGUUUCAUUUCACCGGCUGGCCCGAUCACGGCGUGCCGCUUCACGCCACCGGCCUGCUGGGAUUCAUUCGCCGCGUCAAGGCAAAGACGCCGCCCACUGCCGGCCCGACGGUGGUCCACUGCAGCGCGGGGGCGGGGCGUACCGGCUGUUUCAUCGUGAUCGACAUCAUGCUGGACAUGGCGGAGAGAGAGGGCGUGGUCGACAUCUACAACUGUGUGAGAGAGCUGAGGGCACGGCGGGUGAACAUGGUGCAGACGGAGGAGCAGUAUGUCUUCAUCCAUGACGCCAUCUUGGAGGCGUGUCUCUGUGGCGACACGGCGAUCCCUGCCAAUCAGCUGCGUUCGGUUUACUACGAGAUGAACCGAUUGGAUCCUCAGACCAACUCGAGUCAGAUCAAAGAGGAGUUCAGGACUCUGAACAUGGUCACGCCCACGUUGCGAGUUGAGGAUUGCAGCAUCGCUCUGUUGCCUAGAAACCACGAGAAGAACCGCUGCAUGGACGUGCUGCCUCCGGACCGCUGCCUACCCUUCCUCAUCACCAUCGACGGAGAAAGCUCCAACUACAUCAAUGCUGCUCUGAUGGAUAGCUAUAAGCAGCCGUCAGCAUUCAUCGUUACCCAGCAUCCUUUGCCCAACACGGUAAAGGACUUCUGGCGCCUGGUCCUGGACUAUCACUGCACGUCCAUCGUCAUGCUGAACGACGUUGAUCCUGCACAGCUCUGUCCUCAGUACUGGCCCGAGAACGGCCUCCAUCGUCUCGGCUCGCUGCAGGUCGAGUUCGUCUCUGCUGACCUGGAGGAAGACGUCAUCAGCCGCAUCUUCAGGAUCUACAACACAGCCAGGCCUCAGGACGGGUACCGGAUGGUGCAGCAGUUCCAGUUCCUGGGCUGGCCGAUGUACCGGGACACGCCGGUGUCUAAGCGCUCCUUCCUGAAGCUGGUCCAUCAGGUGGAUAAGUGGCAGGAGGAGUACGACGGAGGGGAGGGCCGCACAGUGGUCCACUGCCUGAACGGCGGCGGUCGCAGCGGCGUUUUCUGCAGCAUUAGUAUUGUGUGUGAGAUGUUGCGUCAGCAGCGAUGUGUCGACGUGUUUCACGCCGUAAAAACGCUGAGAAACAACAAACCAAACAUGGUGGACCUGCUGGAACAGUAUAAAUUCUGUUAUGAAGUGGCUUUGGAGUAUCUGAACUCUGCUUAGCCUCAAACACAGACGCUCCUUCAUCGUCCUCCUCCUCCUGGAACCAGCUGCACAUGGAGACGGGAGGAAGAGGAGGAGCUAACUACUGACUGAGGAGGAGGAGGAGGACUGACAGUGAGGAAGAGGAGAUGUUUUUGCACUGAACUCUGUUAUUCACCGUGUUUGAUUUUUGAAUAUUUUUGUUUGAUUGAUGAAACUCAGAGAACCAAAACAUCGUCAGACAUGAAGAGAAGAUUCUGCACCAUCUCUGUUUUUUACGUCCGAGUGGAGCAUCCUGACAGCUCACAGGAUCCAUGUGAACUCACCUCAGCUUCCUGUGACCGUGUCGCUCAUUUCCCAGGAGCAGAAAUCACGUCUCAGCUUCUGUUUGUGUUUUGUGGCUGAAAUGUUGAAAGUCUUCUCACAGCUCACCCGUCGUUUGAAUCCUGGAGUUUACCUCGUCACCAAAGACGGAGAACAUCUCACUAUCAGAGCUCUUAUCAGGACUCUGUGUGAAAAAUACAUUUAAAGUUACCUGAAUGCCCCAAAAUUAUCCUCUAAUUUAAACAACAUCAGUUUAUAACAAAGUUUACUGGGUAUGAUGUAUUUCAGAAUAUGAGAGUCUGAGAGACCACAGUCCUCAUUAAACCGGCCACAGGUCCAAAUCCCAGUCCUGUUACAGUCUGAUCCAUGUCCCCAUAUCCGUCCUAUCAAUUAAAGACAAACGACCCAAAAUAAAACCUGGAGAGAGGGAGGUGGCUGUGUCUGAAACCACUUAUUUACUACUGCUACGUACUAGUCUGUGUUCUGUUUCACUCCAUGGCCCAUCAGCUCCUCAUCAUGUGACUUUAUUGUUCACAUAUUUCAGCUCUGAGCUCAGGGGACUAAAACUCAGAACCUGACAACAAUUAAGACAUUAUUCAUCGUAAGGAUGCACAUGAUUAGCCACUGUAAAAUGCCUGCUUCCUUGGUAGUCACCUGGGUCCUUAGUGGUCCUCUGGUUCCUUUGUAGUCUCCUUAGAAGUGGCCUCAUUCCUUGGAAGCAGUCAUGGUUCCUCAGUUGAUGCCUGGGUCCUUAGUAGUCACCUUUUCCCUCUGAAUGUCAUCUGGCUUCUUGGUAGAUGCCUGAUUUCACGUCCAGGUUCCUUGGUAAACCCUUUGGUUCUUUGUUUGUCACCUGGUUUCUUUGUCAUCACCUGGUUCCUUAAUGGUCAGCUGGUUCUUUGGUAGUCUCUGUGGUAGUAGCCUGGGUCUUUGGGAGAUGCCUGGUGCCUUUGUAGGUCCUGGUUUCUUGGUAGUUGCGUGGUUCCUUGGUAGUCCUCUUGGUUACUUGAUAAUCCUCUUGGUUCCUCGGUAGUCCCCUUGGUUCCUUGGUAGUCUUCUUGGUUACUUGGUAGUCCUCUUGGUUCCUCGGUAGUCCCCUUGGUUCCUUGGUAGUCUGCUUGGUUACUUGAUAGUCCUCUUGGUUCCAGGGUAGUCCUCUUGGUUACUUUGUAGUCCUCUUGGUUACUUGGUAGUCCUCUUGGUUCCACGGUAGUCCUCUUGGUUCCUUGGUAGUCUGCUUGGUUACUUGAUAGUCCUCUUGGUUCCAGGGUAGUCCUCUUGGUUACUUUGUAGUCUUCUUGGUUACUUGGUAGUCCUCUUGGUUCCUCGGUAGUCCCCUUGGUUCCUUGGUAGUCUGCUUGGUUACUUGAUAGUCCUCUUGGUUCCAGGGUAGUCCUCUUGGUUACUUUGUAAUCCUCUUGGUUAUUUGGUAGUCCUCUUGGUUACUUGGUAGUCCUCUUGGUUCCCCGGUAGUCCUCUUGGUUCCACGGUAGUCCUCUUGGUUACUUGGUAGUCCUUUUGGUUACUUGGUAGUCCUCUUGGUUCCCCGGUAGUCCUCAUGGUUACUUGGUAGUCCUCUUGGUUCCACGGUAGUCCUCUUGGUUACUUGGUAGUCCUUUUGGUUACUUGGUAGUCCUCUUGGUUCCCCGGUAGUCCUCAUGGUUACUCGGUAGUAGCCCGGUUCCAUGGAAGUUGGCUCCAGAAUUACUCGACAGUUAACCUGUUUUUGAAGUAAAAUUCCGGCUAAGCCAGUAAGCAUCAAGGGAUUUCUUACAUAAAAACAAACUAUGGAUUUGAAAUGUCCUACAUACUGAAUGUGGCAUCACAUUUGGAGGAGUAUUUUGAACGGGAUGUGGUUUUAGACACAGCCAACGACAGACUCUGGCCUGACUCAAUGCUGGAACAUGAGGGUUUAUUGUUUUGUUUUGUUUUUUUUUCCUUCAAAGGGCAUGAUGGGAAAUGAAGUCUGUCUGCUUGCAGCCAGAGGGAGUAAAUCAAAUCUUAGAAUCUAACUUUCAGAAUAAAUUUAUUUGAUAUUAUGUUUUUAUUCACUUUAAAUGAGUUGAUUUCAAAUGCUGGCAUCACAUCUGAUUGGUUGAGAACCAGCAUGACAUCAGAGCCCAGAGUCAUUAUCAUUUAAUUGAUCAGUAAUUAAUCAACUGAAACACCAUUCACUAAGCUCCGCCCCUAAACUGUGACUGUCCAAUUUUUUUUUUUAUCUUUUCCAUUUUUGGCCAACUUUAAGCUAGUGCCACUUCAGAGAACUGAGUUAGCUUAGCGUUAGCAUGUAAGUCUUGAUGUUUGUGUUUGUAGUUUUUUUUAUUAUUUUGAGGCAGAGUGGGCACAAAGUGUCUUUGCUUAUUUAUUGAAUUAUUUAAUCUGAUGGACUUUCAUCUUUUCUUUUUCUUUAUUUUGUAUAAAUGUCUAAAAGUGGGCGGAGCUAUCUGCAUGUGGUGUUCUUGGCACCAUUAACGUUUAUGUCAACAUUAACUCUUGUGAUCCGUGUUUACAUUCAACAUUUACAUCAAUCAAGAGAAAUCACACAUGCUUACCUGUUAUUUCUCUUCUUUUAACUGUCUUUUUAAGAUCUAAAGUAGAUUUAAAAACAGGAACAAUAAAGUUAAGUCUUUAUUAUUGGGAACAUUUAAGGAAUAAAACAUCAAAGAACUGAAUGAUCCACUAUUUUUAAUAAAAGACCAAUGUUUCACAAACCACAGCAAAAAGCUCUGUAAAUCUGCUUCGUUUUCGCUCCUUGUUAUGUAUUUUUAUAUGAUGACAGAGGGGGCGGAGCUUAGAGAAUGGUCUAUUCUGAAACAUAUGAACGUUUCUUUUGCACUGAGCGGUCGAUGUCCAGCCUCACAGAGACAACGGUGUCAUCAGCAAACAGCAAAAAGAAGAGGGCUGAGUAGAGCGCCCUGUGGGACACCAUGAAUUAAAAAUCCUGUGGAUGAUUAAAGACAACUCCUAGACCAAAACCAAUCAGAGACAAAUGGAUUAUCCAAUCAACAGGCCUGAUCUAACAAGCUUUGAAUGUCCUGUUUAUGCCUGGCAUUACAUCCAUUUCAGGCGUCCAGGUACCAAGUGGUAAAUGUUGAUGUUUUGAUUGAUUGCGUACAUGCUACACGUACUGGCGUGCAUUAAAGACCGCCCCUGUGCCUGACUUAAUCUGCUGUAUUCAGCUAGUUAGUAAAUAUGUGGCUUAUUUAUGUCCAUCCAACCUCGCCCAGGAGGCUAAAUGGACUAACAAUCCUUCCUUUCGGUUGAUUGUCCUCUGUUUGCAACUUUUGGAAAAGCGGGUGGAUCUGGCGAGGAGUGAGGGUUUCCCACUUUUUUGUAAAAGUUGCCAAUGAUGGCCUACUCUUUGGCAAAAAUGGAGGGAAGAAGCCCCCAGCUUCACCAAUAUUCUGUCCUCUGCCUUUGAUGAUGUCAUCCUUUGAAGGUAAUUAAUCAUUCUGUCCUCUGCCUUUGAUGAUGUCAUCAUUUGAA